Messenger RNA from Cyphomyrmex costatus, 1666 nucleotides. It is a transcript of the gene Dh44-R1, whose product is annotated as Diuretic hormone 44 receptor 1. Gene Ontology annotation, biological process: cell surface receptor signaling pathway; adenylate cyclase-modulating G protein-coupled receptor signaling pathway. Bases 47 to 1429 code for a protein of 460 amino acids. The transcript is spliced from 10 exons. Lineage: Eukaryota; Metazoa; Arthropoda; Insecta; Hymenoptera; Formicidae. Gene Ontology annotation, cellular component: plasma membrane. Gene Ontology annotation, molecular function: diuretic hormone receptor activity; G protein-coupled peptide receptor activity; peptide hormone binding. The record is from RefSeq and is a predicted model, not a curated record.
AGUAGGAAGAAUAACGCUACGAGAGAGGUCAACACAGUGAUCGGACAUGGCCUGGUUUCCUACGAACGGCACAAAGCCGCUGGUUGGCGGCAAUAAUUACGUAUUGAAUGCUUUGAACUAUAUUAACGAACUGAACGAGUCUUUCAGUGCUGAACAGCACAAGUGUCUUGAACGCCAACAGGAACGUGAAAACCAGAAGCAGGAACAGCAAGAAUGCGAAAUGAGCUGGGACACCAUACUAUGCUGGCCUCGAACGAUAUCCGGUACCUUGGCUACUAUCCCCUGCUUCGACGAGCUUAACGGAAUACCUUACGAUAAUACUCAAAACGCCAGUCGCUGGUGUUGGCCGAAUGGAACCUGGGACAAUUACUCCAAUUAUUCCAUGUGCCGCGACGUGCAGUUACCAACUAUCGAGCCCGGUAUAGAAAUCACAACUACACUAUAUUUCAUUGGCUACAGCCUUUCCUUAUUUACUCUAAUAAUGGCGGUCUGCAUAUUCAUUUAUUACAAAGAGUUACGGUGUCUCAGAAACAACAUACACACGAAUCUAAUGUUUACUUAUAUCCUGGCUGAUUUGACAUGGAUUUUAACUACUGUGAUGCAGGUAUCUAUGCAAACGGAUAUACCAACUUGCGUGAUAUUAUUCUCGUUUCUUCAUUACUUCCACUUGACAAAUUUUUUCUGGAUGUUCGUCGAAGGUCUAUAUCUGUACUUGUUGGUCGUGAAAACAUUCACUGGCGAUAAUAUAAAAUUGAGACUCUGCUUGGUGAUUGGCUGGGGUAUCCCGGUGCUUGUAAUAGCCAUGUGGGGAAUUGCCAAGUCGCUGGAUCAAAAAAUCAUAAACCACAUCAUGAAUCAAGCUAACCAGGAAGUGGUGCUCUGGAGACACUGUCCCUGGAUGAUACCGCAUCCGUACGACUGGUUUUAUCAAGCGUCUGCUAUAAUAGUUCUAGCAGUGAACAUGGUAUUCCUUUUCAUGAUUAUGCGGGUGCUGAUAACGAAGCUUUGGUCCUCUAAUAACGUGGAGACGCAGCAAUAUCGGAAAGCCAGUAAAGCUCUCUUGGUGUUGAUACCACUUCUAGGAGUGACGUAUGUGUUAGUUAUAGCUGGACCUACUGAAGGCCAAGUCGCCAAUGUAUUCUCUUACGCACGUGCGAUUCUGCUUUCUUCGCAGGGAUUCUUUGUGGCGUUGUUUUACUGCUUUCUCAAUACUGAAGUACAGAAUACAGUUAGACAUCAUUUCGCACGAUGGAGCACUACACGAAAUCUUGACAGCCGUCGGAGAUUGUGCCAGCCAUCGAAUCCAUACAGAAAGCGGGAGUCUACAGUAAGUGAGACUACCACUACGACAGUAAUAGGCCCGAAUUCCACCACGACAUUCCAUCUCGAUAAAUCCAAAGGGGUUAUUUCGGAAGCUCUUAACGAAUGAUAUAAGAUACACGACAGAGAUUAAAUGUAGUGGGAUCAAAUCCCGUCACAUUGCUGCAAUUAGCAAUUUGCAUGAUUCGAUUGAUUCUUUAUAUUAUCUACGAAUGGUGGACCAUUACAUGCAUGAAAAUUGUUGCAAUUCGCAACGCUUUCCCCAAGACUUUAUUAUUAUUCUUGUACAAUUAAUUUAUGUGAAAGAAAUGUCAUCGAUAUACUCGACAUACUCGAUAUAUUUUCA